Molecule: messenger RNA, 9445 nt
Organism: Portunus trituberculatus (swimming crab)
Lineage: Eukaryota; Metazoa; Arthropoda; Malacostraca; Decapoda; Portunidae
Product: pikachurin-like
Exons: 15
Coding region: 722-3556 (944 amino acids)
Molecular function (GO): calcium ion binding
Source: RefSeq, a predicted model, not a curated record
AGCAAAGGUAGUGACGAGUGAGCCGGAUGGGAGGGCGGUAUUGCACCCCUACAGCUCCCCUUGGAUAAAGUGACGGGUAUUUGGGCAGAGAAUUAAUGAGAAGUGGCGGAAAUAGACUGGGACGAGCGUGUGUGUGUCCGCCAAAGAUUGAGGCAGCGUGCGGGCCCGGCGGGGAGAGGCUGGGAGAAGCGGGAGAGGAAGAGAGAGAGGGCGUGUCAUUGCUAGCUGGCCAUUUCGAAGCUCCAAGUGGCGGGCCGAAGCACACCUCACACCCACGCCCGUGAAGCCUUCAAGCCAAGCCGCCUCAAACACCUGCUGGGUAAAAAAAGGAAGGAGGAGGAGGAGAAGGAAGGAGAGGAAAAGAAAUUGAAAGUCUAAACAUAAAGAUAAACGCAAAGAUCUCACUAACAGGGCGACUCUGGUGGAAUUACUGAUAAAGGAGGAGGAAUACAAGGAAGAGAUAAGAAGUGAAAAGAAAACGUGAAUUGUGAGAGAAAGAAAACGAAAAACGUGUGGUGACCAGAGAGAGAGAGAGAGAGAGAGAGAGAGAGAGAGAGAGAGAGAGAGACCAAAUACUCUUACUCUCCCCAUCCCUUCCUUCCCUCCCCUCCUACUCCCCAUCAUAAGCCGUUGACCUCUACCUCCUCCCCAUCCCCAUUCCCCUCCCCUCCCCCGGCCUGAGGUGACCUAGGAGGCUUGAGGUCAUGCACUAAGCGAGGUCAUGACGGCUAAGGUGGCGGGCGUGGUGGUGGUGGCGGUGGUGGUGGUGUCUUGGGGUGUAGGGCAGGUAGCAUCCGUACCCUCCCCUCCACCUCCCUUCCCUUCCCUUCCCUAUUCCCCCUCCUCCUCUUCCUCCUCUUCCUCCUCCUCUUCCUCCUCCUCCUCCUCGGUGUUAGCGGGCAAGAACAGUCUCCGAAUUGCCAACAGUGGUGUGAACAAGGACAAGUUGCCGUUUGAAGCUGUUUUUCAAGGGCUGUGUGAAAACAUCAAGUUAUGUGACCAGCUGUGUUAUAACCUCCACGAUGGCACGUUUGAGUGUACCUGCCACCAAGGGUACACUCUGGACGCUGACGGAUACAGCUGCACCCGGAUGAACUACAGCAAACUCGAGUCCUCCAUCCUGUACGAGAAAGAGGCGUCCUUCGUGGCGGUCCUGGAGGAUGACGAGGCGGGGGAAGACGAGGAUAGGGACGCCAGCCUUAUCCUCCAAGGGCGCCGUGACUCCUCCUCCUCCUUGGAUGGCCAGGACGUGGAUAACCAGCUGAUUGAUCGCGCGGAUAUUCUCAACUAUGACAGGUAUAAGAUGCUCCGGGACGGCCUGCAGCAGGAGGACUUUGACCCGGCCAUCCUGCAGGAGCUGGAGGGGCGCUACCUGACCUCGCCCGGGCCCAACCUGGAACAGAAAGUGCCGUCAGCGCUGCCCAAUCUGAGAGCCACGCAGAGCCUCACUUCCAUGUGUCAGCUGGAGUGUGGCCUGGGGCGGUGCCAACUGGACGCGGCCGCAGGGGUGCCACGGUGCCUGUGUCCCCUGGGCCGAGGCGGACGCUACUGCCACCCGGGCGUGCACAUAGAGACGGCUCGGUUCCAUGGGUCAUCCUGGGUCGGGUUUUCGCCGCUGCGGGAGGCUUACCGAGACGUGCAGCUGACCCUGGAGUUCAAGCCGGAGGGAGGCGAGGGCGUGUUGCUUGUGUCUGGCGAGAAUGACGACCUCUCCGGGGACUUCAUGGCGGCAGUGCUGGUGGGAGCCUAUGUGGAGUUCAGAUGGGACUGUGGUUCAGGGGCCGGCUCUGUGCGAUCCCCUGAGGCAGUGACGCUAGGGGAGUGGAACCGGCUGACAGUGUACCGCCACCGCUGGGACGUGUGGCUGCAGCUCAACGAUGGACACCAUGUGCAGGGACGCUCUGAGGGUCUGUUCUCCCGCAUCACAUUCCGAGAGCCGCUUUACGUGGGUGGCUCCAACAACCUGACCUCGCUGGCACCACGGCUGGGUGUGACGGACGGCCUGCGUGGCUGUGUGAGGCGCCUGCAGGUCAACGAUCACGUGUACAGGUUCAGGCGCAGUGACCCCCUGAGGGAACCCAACCUGUCUGCUGACUAUGCUGCACUGGAUGGCUGGGGCAUCACUGAGUGUAUUGGGGAUGCCUGCAGUGAGGUGGAGUGCCAGCAUGGAGGGAAGUGUGUCGCCUCCACUCCUCCACCUCCCACAGCUCUCCACAACCAGUCCUCCCACACCACCCCCACUCCACCACCCUUCUUCCCGCCACCUGCCCCCACCCCCACCUGCCUCUGUCCCCUGGGGUACGCCGGGGAAUACUGUGAGAAGCAACUGAAUUUAGAGGUUCCUUCCUUCAACGGCUCCUCCCACCUGGUGUUCCCUGCGCUGGGUGGCUCGGUGCUGUCCUGGCUGGAGGUGGAGCUGGUGUUCCGCGCAGCUUCCACCGAGGGUGUGCUGCUGUAUGAAGGCCACCGGUCGGACGGAACAGGGGACUUCAUAGCCCUCACCAUCGCACAGGCCCAUGUCCUCUUCACCAUUGACUUGGGAUCUGGCGUGCUGACUUUAAGGUCAGAGUACCCCAUCCGGCCCGGCGUGUGGCACUGGGCGCGAGUGUCUCGGACAGGGCGGCGGGCGUGGCUGUACGUGGAUGACCAGCCGGUGGUGAGUGGCCUGACCCCCGGCGGCUUCACCAUGCUGUCCCUCUCCCAUCCGCUGUACCUGGGAGGGGUGCCGCCCACCUCCGCCACACAGCCCAUCCUGCCCGCCGCCCUGCCCUUCACUGGCUGUGUUCAGAAGUUGGCCCUCAAUGGCAGGCCGGUGCACCUGGUGUCAGGUGCUGUGUCUGGCAGCAACGUGGCAUCCUGCGACCACCCGUGCUCCCAGCGGCCCUGCGAUAAUGGGGGUGUGUGUGACCCUCACGGCGCCUCCUACUCCUGCCGGUGUCCCCUUGGCUUCAAGGACGCACACUGCCAGAGUCGUGUGGUGACCCAGGCAGCCACGCCCAGCUUCAGUGGACGCUCCUUCCUCAAAUACGACGACCCUGAGAUUCUGAAAAGAGUCUCUGGGGACAAGCUUCACCUGUGGCUGCGGUUCCGGUCAGAGGCGCCGGACGGCCUGCUGAUGUGGGCAGGGGAGGGGCGCAUCACCGGCAGCCUGGGGGGUCUGCUGGGGCCACCUCCUGGGGACUCCCUCACUCUGGGGCUGCAGGACGGCCACCUUUCCCUCUCCUACAACCUGGGCUCUGGAUUCGCACACCUGACCUACAACAACACCGGCAGGCUGGACGACGGCCAGUGGCACACCGUCAGGCUCAGCAGGUACGAGCGAGAGGCACGGGUGUGGGUGGACGGCGGUGAGGUUGGCGUGGUGCUUGCUCCCGGGGACUUGGUGCAGCUGAACCUUGACUCAGCACUGUUCAUAGGCGGCCGUGAGGUGGCCCCAAGGAGCAGCAGCAGCAUGCCCGGCCUGCGCGGCUGUGUGGCGGACCUCACCCUGGCCACUGACUACCACGUAGACCUCAUCACGCAAGCUGCCGCCGGCCAGAACAUCGACUACUGCUGACCCCCGACCGGAUCAGACUGGGGCGGCAGCGACAGCGGUGGCAGUGGUGGUGAUGGCAGCAGCCUCCAGGCUGGGGGCAGGAGGGGGCUGUGGGGAGGCAGGGGGAUGCAGGAGAGCUUGUGGCUGUAGAGGAGCAGCAGCAGCAGCAGCAGCAGUGGGAAGAAGUGGCGGUGGAUAUCAGGUCCGCAGGGAAGGAAAUGUAGCCCUGGGAGGAUGGAGGCUGUGGAGGAUGACCAAAACAUCUCUGGAAAAAAAGAUUGACAGUAAAAUAACUUUCCAAAAACCUUACAGUUGUGAUAAACAAAACUCCAGCAAGUGAACACUGAGAACAUGGAAGUGAAGGGAGUUUAUUAUGUAAAACUUCCUCAAACCAGCACAAAAGUAUGUUGCCUCAAAUUGAGUUGCCAACAAUAUGUUGAAAACAUACUGCAUUUACGAAGAUCAUGUUUAAAAAGAAAGAGUAUGAAAACACUUGCAGGUGACAUGUUAGAGCAGAGGAAGGAGCUGCAGCUACAGACUCUGUACUGUAACUUGUGCCAGUCUUGGUGGACAGACCCCAUCACCCCAGCUGGACUCUGCCCCUGGAAGGAACUAUGCCACACACCCCACAGCAGCAGCAGCAACAGCAGGAGGAGGAGGAGGAGGAGGAGGGCAUGUCCCCAGCCCAGCCACAGUGCGCAGGGAGAUGCACAUAGCUGACCCAGUAACCUUAAUACAUCUCAUAGUAAUAAUAACUUAGCUGUGUAUCAUGAAGGUGAGGACUCUCCGGCCCUCGCCAACAGGAAAGCGUGGAGAAGCUUAGAUUACUUUAGCACAGCUGCUCCCGGCAAGGCAGCGGCAGCGGCGGCAGCAGCAGCAGCAGCAGCGUCAGGCUUCGUGUGUCCGUGUGUCUUAGCAGCACAAGGCUGAGUCUGGGAGUCUUGUGUUCCUUGAAUGUUAGGGCCAACAAUUAUUACUAUUAUCAAUAUUAUUGGUUACAUUUGUUGUACAAACUCACGUCCUUGUUUUGUCUUAUGUUGGUUUGUAGUGACACGUAGUCCUGUCAGUACCUAGACCUGCAGGUGUGUGUGUGUGUGUGUGUGUGUGUGUGUGUGUGUGUGUGUGUGUGUGUGUGUGUGUGUGUGUGUGUGUGUCACACCACACCAUACCACCACACCAGUAUAUAGAAGGUUAUAGCAACCUGAAGUGUAUACACCACACCACCACACCACAACACACCAUAUUACACUACACCACACCAUACCACACUACACCAAACUACACCACACCACACCACACCACACCACACCAUACCACACCAUACUACACCACACCACACCAAGUCAUAUAGAUAGUUAUAGCAACCUGAAGUGUACACACCACACCACACACACCCACCCACCUAUAUACAACACACCCACACACCACACACACACACACACACACACACACACACACAGUUUUGUAUCCCACAGACCUACAGAUUGGUGUGGACGCAUCUGGCAGCCACCACACACACGCGUACAGUCGCUGUGCACCUCAUGUGUACCUUGUGCAUGUGUGCGUCUGUUUGAGUGUGUGCAACUGUGUGUAUAAAUGCUUACAUGUGUGUAUAUAUGUGUAUGUAAGCUUGUGGCUCUAUAACUCAUAAAUAAUAACAAUAAUAACAAUAUUAUUAUCACACUUAGUAGAGAAAGUCACAGUGGAAUCAGUUGACUCAAUUUUUGUUCUUUUGAUUGUCAAAGAGAAAUAUCUUUACAUAAUUUGAGAUUCAAGCAAAGAUUACUACUCAUGACUGUGUGUCUGUGUGUAUGCAUGUGUAUGUGUAUGUGUAUGUGUAUGUGCAUGUUUGUGUGUGUGUGUUCGUGUAGUGAGCUCCUCUGCCCGUGACACACACAUACACACACACACACAUACACACACACACACAAACACAAACACACACACACAUAUACACAUGAGAGCAUUACACCCAUACUGACUACCACUACCACCACCACCACCACCACCACUACAACCACUACUAUUACUACAACACUCAUCACCUCACCACUAAUCACCUCACCACCACCACCACCACCACUACCACCACUAUUACUACUACUACUACUACAGAGAAAGAGAAAAGAUGUGCAUCCUUGUCCAUAGUGUUAAUUGACAGUAAUCAUAAAAAUAAUAAAAAACAUUAAAAAAUUUAAAAAUGACCACUAGGAAACGUGUGCCCUUGUCCAUAGUGGUUGAGUUAGGACACGUUCCACUGGACAGCAAGCGAGCCACACCCCCCGCCCCCCACCGGACACACCUGUGGGGGGCAGCAGGUGUGGGAGGAGGUGGAAUGCUGCUCCUUCAGGGUAACUCUGUACAUAAAGCCUCUAUAAGGACACACCUGCAAAAAAAAAAAAAAGAAAAGUAUAUAUAUAUCCUUAAUUUUAAUUGCUACAUAGAGCGUUAGUGAACAUGUGAUUAUGACUUAAAUAUAUGUCCUUUGAAGGUAAUUGUCAGUGUGUGUAAAUUUAUUAUCUUCCUCAUUCACCCCCAUACUCUCUCUCUCUCUCUCUCUCUCUCUCUCUCUCUCUCUCUCUCUCUCUCUCUCUCUCUCUCUGUACUCGCAGCAGCAAAGCAGCUUUGCCUCCGCCUCUGCUGCGUCACUCCUCCCCCAGACUGAAUACUCGGAAAACUGUACCAAGAAAAGCAAACGUGAAGUGAAGUUCCCAAAGCAAUCCUUGUCUAACAAUCAACAUAUCAUUUUGUAAUAGUAAUAAUAACACUGAUAUUACUAUGUACUAUUACUAUACUACUACUAAUACUACUACUUAGUGGUUUAAUCAAGAAAAUAGUGCCUAUAUAUUUGUUUUUAUCUUACUUAUGUAACUAGGAAGGCACGGCAAGGCCCUGCCCGGCGUUGUUCUGUCUUAGGUCUGCGUGAAGCAACAAGUAUUGUGUUGGUGAAGCAUUGGUUCUGUGUAGCGGCACACGGUACUCCACAUGCCUGCCGACACGUCCUGCAGAGCACACUCACGCACACACUGCCUCCCAAUCACCUGUUUCCAAGCACACACCACCCCAUCUAGUCACCACUGAACCACUGAGGGCGAGUCUGUUAUCCCCUUGGGAGCUGGCAUCCCAUGUCAUAGUGUACGUGUGUUGUUCAGACUGACCCAGUGCGGCGCUCCAGGCAGCACACGUGGCGUCCACUGUGCUGACCUGUGCUGCUGAAUCUGUCCACUUCCUCCCAGUGUAGCUACUGCCAGGAAACCCAAAGAGGAAUACUGUCCAGUGAGAACCCAUUCCUCUCAUACAAGUGUGAACAUCCACAAAGCAGUUCACACACAAGAAAGACACAAACCUUACCUGACAGCGAGAGACGCAGCUCCUGUGGCACGUGUUGCGUCCUGUGUGAGUCGUGGCCCCGUGUUGUGACCCACACCAGGCGCUGCACCACACUCGCCACACACCACCACUCUUUGUGCUAAUAACAAAAACUCUAUACAUAUCAGAGAGCAAUAUAUUAUGCCCACGAGGAGAUACUUGUGCAUGGUUGCCAGGUUGCCACCUCUCCCAUAACGUUCAACGUUGAGCCACCGCGGCAGCGACACGCCGAGCCACGCGUCAUGGCGGCGUCGAAAAUGUUACUGGCUUAAUGCCAGUGUUUGGUCUUUGGUGUGUUACUAUACCUGUCUAGUCCAUCAUUGCUAAUGCUCAGGGCAAGAAUGUUGGGGAUUCUAAAACACACACACACACACACACACACACACACUAAUGCCUCUACUUAUGAAAAUGUUACGUUCCAAAAAACUCAUCAUAGAGUGGAAAUAUUUGUAUUGUAAUCUCAAAAGAAUGAUGAUGUUAUACGUUACAUUGACACACACACACACACACACACACACACACACACACACACACACACACACACACACACAAAGUUAAAUUCCAUGAAAAUGAUCAUAAAGAAAGAAAGCAUGAGGUAGUCAAUUCGACUAGGAAAGAAAGGGACUCGCGUGUGUAAAGCUAUAGUCCUUGAACACCACUAGCUCAACGCUCAACACAGCGCGAGAGAGAUGCGACAGAAUUAUAUGCCUUCCACCUCCAUAGUCCACACUCACACACAUGGACAUUUUCUGCUGCGUGAUCACCACCUCAUUACGCAGCACACAGAUGAAGCACCAAGUUUUUUUUUUUUUUUUUUUUUUUUUUUUGUGCAAUUUAUUCACAAAAAUGUCUGUCGGUCUGUCUCUAUACUCUGUGUCACUGUCCUGGCACCAGACGGCUGCGGUACAGUUGCUUUUCACACACACACACACACGUCCCGAGAAUUAAUGUCGUUCCCGUUUAACGAGAUGCAUGGAGCCUUUCUUUUGGUCGUGUGAUGAGCGAACGUUUGCAUGCACUGCAUUCGAUGGCCUGUUAGAUGCACCACAGUUCAGACAAAAGACAAAAGAGAUGGAUAAAUUAUUUUUUGGUUGAUAUUCUUAAAAAUUAUUCACAAGAUAAGAGAUGAUUUCAGAUUCAUAUGUAUUAUGAGUAAACAUUACAUUACUUCCUAUUAAAAUAAAAGAAGUGUAUACACCCUUUUGAAGUUCCUUAUGCAUCACUCAUUACAUAAUUUCCUGUUAAGAGCAAAAAGUGUCUCGAACCAUCAAAUACAGUACAUGACAAUUGUCACGUUUUGUACUCGCGGUGAUGACCACUCGGUGGGUGGAGGCAGAGGGAAGCGGUCAGGAUGAAGGCAUUGCACUGCCCCACAUAGGCUGCUUCCCCUGCCACACCCUCAUCCGGCCUUGCCUAUACAGUAAAUAGGCAAUUUCAUUAAGAUGUUUUUUACUCACGGUGAUGACCAUUUGUUGGGUGAAGGUGGAAGACAGUGGUGGUGUUGGAAGUAUUAUCUUGCCACACACUGGCUGUUUCUCUGCUAAUACCCAUGCCUGGCUAGUCUAUACAGAAAUUUGUAUAUCUGUCUCUCUCUCUCCAAUUUCAAAACGCUCGCAAAGUCACAGGAAAGAUGACAUUGUAUAACUGGACACGUACUUUUUUCUGCCACCUGUUCCUUAAAAAGUCGCCUAAAAGUUCUUAAAAUCAAUCCAAAUUUAUAAGCACAUCUCGUAUCCACUCUUGAAUAAAAAUAGAAUAAAAAUUUAAUAAAGUUCACCUGAAAAGAAAAAAAAAUAUUGUAGAAACUUUAACACAUAAACUCCUUUUUCAUCUACCCACAACACACACAAAAUGGUCGCUAUAUGAAAGAUUAUAUUAAUGUACCUAAAUUUUUAUACCCCCUUACAUCCCUUUAAACAAAAAUUACGAAGUUACUCUCUGACAGAAAGAAACAAUGACUAAGUGUAAAAUUUAGAUACAAACUUUUCUCUCUUCCCAUUAGCCAAGAGGUGAAUGGGACAGACUCACCGUAACUCUCACCACCACUUGAGUAACGCCUCACCACGCCUCCUCGCCACCAGCUGCAGGGCCAAGGGGUGUCUGGCUGCCCUCCACCGCCCCUUCCCUGCAUCUGUGAGUGUGAGCGGGGAAAGGACCAUAUUCUUAAACCCUUCAGCUUCCUAACUCCACUACUUUCAGAAGGCUAUAUACAUUGUUGAAGUUAGUCGGAUUUUCACGAGUGCUUUUUUAUGAUUCUAGUGACAGAUUAACAAGAUUUCUACAUUAUUAACAGGAAAAACACUCUUGAGAACCGCGCUAAUCCUCUCUGUGGUCUCUGUCAGUCGUGAUUGGGUUGCAAAGAGUUUCUGAAUAUGAGCCAAAGUCAUUAGUAUUACCAUUUUUGUCCGAAGAAUCAAAUUGUUUGUUUGCGUACGUUACACCCUCGCCUGCAGACUUGCUGCCUCCCUCCCCAAGGGAGUAGCACCACCAGGCACUCCACACUCACUGUACAGCAACAGAAAUAAAUCCUGUGCCAUUUUA